Molecule: messenger RNA, 2156 nt
Organism: Clarias gariepinus (North African catfish)
Lineage: Eukaryota; Metazoa; Chordata; Actinopteri; Siluriformes; Clariidae
Gene: usp21
Product: ubiquitin specific peptidase 21
Exons: 12
Coding region: 165-1172 (335 amino acids)
Biological process (GO): protein deubiquitination
Cellular component (GO): cytoplasm
Molecular function (GO): cysteine-type deubiquitinase activity
Source: RefSeq, a predicted model, not a curated record
UCAGCAGGUACAGUGAGAGUGAGACGUUGCCCAUAGACUUCACCAACUCAUGUAAAGACAACCAUCAUGUAUUCGGAACACUUUUGAGCACAUUUUAUUCUGUUCGGCAUUGAAGAACAUCUUUUUCAGUAUCAUCUGUUUUAAGUAUAGAGUGUAACGACUCAAUGCUGAGAACUCAGAUGGACAGCUCAUGCCAGGCCCUGUGUCGCUCACUGGUGAACCAAAAUGAAAACUUAGACAUCUCACAGUCGGUGCUCUACACCUCCCUCAUGGGCUUGUUGCUGGUGGCUGACAAAGAAAGAGAGCUAACGCUGGGCAGUGGACAAGUCGGACUGUAUAAUGCCGGGAACACAUGUUUCUUAAAUGCUAUUGUGCAGUGUCUCUCCCACACCAAGGGUCUUAGAGACUACUGUCUGACUAAAACCUACCUCCAGGACAUGUGCUCCAGUCAAGAGCCAAAGCUGAUGAACGAAUUCACCAAAGUUUUGGAAGGGCUGUGGUCCACAGAGGAAAGGAAAAGGGCAGUUAAUCCUGAACGGUUCUACCGAGUCUUUAAAGAGGCUUUGCCUUGCUUCAGUGGAUACAGUCAGCAGGACGCUCAGGAGUUUUUGCGAUUCCUUUUGGACCAGUUGCACAUAGAAAUCAACCGCCGACCCUCACGCGACCCUGCCACCUCUCCCGCUCCUGAGCCCAGCCACACCCCAAUCAGGAUUUCAGAAGAAGCAGCUGCUAUGUGGAAGAGACAUGUGGACAAGGAUGACAGUAUAAUUGUAGAUUUGUUCUCGGGACAGCUGUGCAGCUCCCUGCACUGCUCUGUCUGCUCACACUGCUCCAACACCUUGGAUGUGUUCUGUGAUUUGUCUCUGCCUAUUCCGAAGACAUGUGACUCCAGAGCAGGUGUGACCCUUCAGGAAUGUUUGGAUCUGUUCUCACACAAAGAACAACUCAGCGAAGGAAAUUCACCUAUGUGUGAGAAGUGUAAUCGUCACACAGAGACCACAAAAAGACUAACCAUACAGAGAUUCCCUAAAAUCCUGGUGAUACAUUUAAAGCGCUUUACAGCAUCAAGGAAUUCAAUCCAGAAACACACAGUACCCGUGUCUUAUCCUCUUACUGAUCUAGACUUGGGACCAUUUGGAUCGGGUGACUGUGGGCCUAUGGGAGUCAUGUGACAAAAGAACGAAUGAUUCAGACCAAAGACUCAAAGGUAACUACUCAUUCUACUCAUUUCAGUUUCCUGUACAUAACCUACAGAGGUUUGGUAAUGCUUUGCGCAUGGAAAAUGAAUGAAUCCCUCUCUGAGGCUACUCGUUCUUCUGAGUCGCGUUAAAGACUCGUUCAAAAAGAACGAAUCGUUCAUGAACGACCCAUCAUUACAGUACACAAGAACACAGUCCCUUCGGAGCAUGGGCGUCUAGGAUAUUGCUUCCAAGAGAUUGCGUGAUAACUCUUUUAUAACUAAAUACCUUAUUUUGCCAACUAGAAUACAAAGCAUUUACAUAAGUUCAAGCGAGUGUAAAAAAGAGAUAAUGCAAGAAACAUUCUCCUAUGUAUUACUCCAUACUAUUACACCACACUGGUAGCCUGAAUUGUUGACACCAAAUCUGCCUCUACCACCUUCAUAUUGUUGCAGAGAUUAAGAAUACCGUAAGUCCAAAUGACUUUUUUCAAACUUCACCAGUCCUGUGUUGGGAAGACUAUGCCCCCAGAUUCCUGAUCUUAGUUGACUAAAGAAGGAGCUGGUCUGGUCUUCUGCUUUUUUUUGUUUACACUGAAAUGCUUAUCUGCUCUCCAUGGUGGUUUCAGUUAUCUGCCAUGCCAUGGUCACAGUCACAGAGAUCGCAUUUUUUUUUCUUAUUCUGAUGAUUGAAGUGCACACAAGCUCCACAGAGACAGUAGACUGAACUCUUUCCCUCAUGCCUGAUGUUUAUACAAUAGACGUUAUAUCAUGUUAAACAGCUUUAAUCAGGAUUUACUCAGCUAUUAACCAUAAUUAAAUUUCAUUUUUGUUAAAUGGCGGUGAUGAAAAGGUUCAUAUUUGUGUUUGUUAAGGCCAGGUGCUGUAUGAUCUAUAUGCUUUAUGUGAACACACUGGCACUGUGAACAUGGGUCACUACACAGCUCUGUGCCAGGAAGAGGAAGGCUGGUGCUGCUAU